This is a messenger RNA of Cadophora gregata, 622 nucleotides long. RefSeq lists its product as uncharacterized. Bases 18 to 572 code for a protein of 184 amino acids. Lineage: Eukaryota; Fungi; Ascomycota; Leotiomycetes; Helotiales; Ploettnerulaceae. The record is from RefSeq and is a predicted model, not a curated record. The transcript has 2 exons.
CCAGGACAUUGGUAGACAUGGCGAUCAGGUGUUUUAGCCAUGCGUCUCUCAUGGACAUGCAGAAUGUCUCAUACGAAUACCACGACAUUAUGGUGAAGCUCUUUGACUAUGGCCUAGCAGUCGAAGACAUAAGAUCUGGCUCUGCAGCCUCUGCUGGAUCACCCUUUUGUGCCACAAGCUUUAUUCAAAGCACCAUGAAGCGCCUGACACUUGAGCAAAAGCUCGGAACUCUUGAAGUUUCAGAUACCAUCCAUGCCAUUCUUUGUCAAGAUGAGAAUGCUUUUCAGAAAGCAAUUGAGCGUUUUUCGGAUCAAAUAAACCAGCAAGACAACCAGGGAAUGGUAUCUUUACAUUUGUCUGCUACAUGGCCUGAAGGCAUUUUGAUCUUGUUGAAUGGAGGGGCGGAUUUGAAUGUGUGGAGCUCUACUGGGUAUAAACCUUUGCUAUAUACAUGUAUAUCGCAGAACUUCUCGUCGAAGUCGAUUUUGCUAGAUCAUGACAGUCUGUUGGGAGGUCCGUGGGAACCAAAUCUUUGUUUGGAGGAGGUUUCUCGGGGAAGAAUCGCGCCAUAAGGGAGAAGUUUAUCUUUCAUCUGGUUAAUAGGCGUAAGCGUUUGUUGGAC